Theobroma cacao (cacao) is the source of this 2843-nucleotide messenger RNA. RefSeq names its product putative disease resistance protein At5g66900. NCBI's taxonomy places the organism in Eukaryota, Viridiplantae, Streptophyta, Magnoliopsida, Malvales, Malvaceae. Gene Ontology annotation, molecular function: ADP binding. The record is from RefSeq and is a predicted model, not a curated record.
AAAGUAAAGAUUCCCGUACCCGAAGGAAAUUUCCAGGGGGCAGGAGCUUCUUCAUUAAGGAAUAUGGGGAAUAUAUAUAUAUAUAUAAAAAAAAGCGGAUUCCUUUAUUUGGGGAAUUCUUGCCAAGUUCAGAUGAAAACAUUAAUAUUUCUUGAAUUUUGGUUCUUGGGGUUUCCACAAAGAUUUUUAUGGCAGCAGCUUUGGUCGGAGGAGCGGCCUUAGGGGCAGUUUUUGGAGAGCUGCUUAGAGCCGUUGUAGAAGCGAGGAAAACACUUGCCCAGUUCCGUGAUGCCUUGGCGGAACUGGAAUCCACGCUAUCAUCCAUACAGCCAACAAUCAAAGCCAUAGAAUCACUCAACAAACUUCAUGACAGGGAGCACGAAAUGAAACCGUUCAUGGAAAUCAUUUGUACAGGAGAGAAACUUGUCAGGCAGUGCUUCAAAGUCCAUAGGUGGAACUUCCCCAAGAAGACUUGUUAUACAUACAAACUUCGUGGAUUGAAGAAAAAGCUCGACAGCUUCUGUCUGAUUAAUAUGCAAAUACAGCUAUUAAGAGACAACAAAGAAACGUCUUAUAAAAUGGAACAACUUGCUGGGGAAGUGAGAAGAUUGAGUUCCAAAGGGGCGUCCGGUAGCGACAAUGGGACGUUUAGUGAGGUUGCAGUUGUGGGUUCAUGCGAACCUCCUAAGCCUCAAGGGGAAGUUGUUGGAUUCGAUGCGCCCUUGACCGAGCUAAAGAUGAAGCUUUUUAAAGAUGGGGUGUCGGUCAUUGUUGUGUCUGCUCAGGGUGGAUCCGGGAAGACAACCUUGGUUCAAGAGCUAUGUCGGGAUGAAGGAGUCAAAGGAAAAUUUAAAGAAAACAUCUUCUAUGUGACUGUUUCAAAGGCACCCAACCUGGAGGUCAUUUUGCAGAAAUUACUCCGGCUUAAGGAUUCUAGAAUGCCUGAAUUUCAGAAUGAGGAGGAUGCCCUGAACCACUUGGAACAAAACUUCAGGAAAAUGGCAACCAAUCCCAUAUUACUCAUCCUGGACGAUGUUUGGUCUGGAUCUGAAUCCCUUGUUGAGAAGUUAAAGUUUACAUUGCCAGAUUACAAGAUCUUGGUAACAUCAAGAUUUGCCUUUCCAAGAUUUGAUUUUACAUAUCGUCUGAAACCAUUAAAUGAUGAUGAUGCUAUGACUCUGUUUCGUCACUUUGCAUUCUCGAAAGAUGUGGAUCCUGACAUUUCAGAUGAUCUCGUGAAUAAGGUAAUGAAAAGCUGUAAGGGACUCCCACUGGCCCUUGACGUGGUUGGUAGAUCACUUCGUGGGCAACCUGUUACAAUCUGGCGACGUAGAGCAAAGCAGCGGUCUAAAGGAGAAUCCAUCUUUAAUUCUAGCAAUGAGCUGCUUACUUGUCUUCAAAGCAGUUUAGAUGCGUUGGAUAGUAAGGCAGGAAUAAGGGACUGCUACCUGGACCUAGGUUCGUUCCCUGAAGAUCACUGGAUUCCUGCUACUGCCCUCAUUGAUAUGUGGGUUGAGCAGUACAAACUUGAUGAAGAUGAUGAUGCCAUUUUCAACCUCCAUGAACUCUCUACCAGGAAUCUAGUUAAUCUUGUAGUCGUGAGGAAAGAUGCACGUGAAGCUGAUGGCUACUACAAAGAGCACUUUGUCACGCAACAUGAUCUUCUCAGAGAGCUGGCUAUCUAUCAGAGCAGCUUGGACCCCGUGGAAAAAAGAAAGAGGUUAAUUGUAGAGCUAAGCCGCAACAAUUUUCCCAAUUGGUGGUUGGAAGAAAAGCAGCAAACUCUUGGUGCCCGCCUUUUGUCUAUCUCCACAGAUGAAACAUUCACAUUCAGCUGGGGCAACAUCCAAGCACCAGAAGUUGAGGUUGUAGUUCUCAAUUUUCGGACGAAGAACUACACCUUGCCUGUCUUCAUGGAGAAAAUGGAUAAAUUGAAGGUUUUGAUAGUCACGAAUAGCAGUUUUUACCCAGCUGAAUUAAGUAACUUUCUGCUUCUGUCUUCUUUAUCGAAUCUAAGGAGAAUUAGGUUAGAGAAGGUGUCAGUUCCUUCCCUCAGCAAGAGCUCUUUACACCUAAAGAAUUUGGAAAAAAUAUCCUUAUAUAUGUGUAAUAUCGGUCAGGCUUUUGGGAAUGGCACUAAGAAGAUGUCAGAUAUUUUUCCGAAUCUUUUGGAAAUUGACAUUGACUAUUGUGAUGAUCUGGUGGAACUGACUGAUGGGUUGUGUGAUCUUGUUCAUCUGAUGAAGCUCAGUAUCACUAACUGCCACAAGCUUUGUGCACUGCCUGAAGGCAUUGGAAAGCUGGUAAACUUAGAAGUGCUAAGGCUAGCAUCCUGUACCGAUCUUGUGAGGUUGCCCGAGACCAUUGGGAGCUUAUCCCAGCUUAAUAUUUUUGACAUUUCCGACUGCCUGAGCAUCAUCAACAUGCCGGUCCAGAUUGGGGAACUGCACAAUCUAAGGAAGCUCUAUAUGAGAGGGUGCUCUAGUUGUAACCUACCUCCAACAAUCACAAAGCUUCGACGUUUGAAGGAUGUCAUAUGCGAUGAGGAGACUGCCUAUCAAUGGGAUUGUUUCAAAUCCUAUCUCAGCAAUCUAAGGGUAACAGUUCAUGAAGAAGACAUCAACUUGAACUGGCUCCGGACUUGUUUUUAAGAUUCCUCUCUUCUCAUGUGGUGCUGGAGCCCCCUUUCUUUUCAUAUAUGUUAGUCUCCUUUAUGUAUUUAUCACCACUCAUUGAAAUUUUGUGGUUCGGUUGGAAGACACUCCAACCAAACAAAUUUAUUUUUAUUAUUAAAAAAAAAAUUGAUUGUAGAACAUAAUUAAAAAGAAAACCCCUUUCGACAA